GCUGCUCAGUUCAAAGAGAAAGGUGGGACUACAAUUCCUUAGCAACGCUUGGCUCCCUGGGAGUGGUGGCGGUUGUUUCAACAUGGCGGCAGCGGCAACAAAAAGUGGAAAUUCGGGGAUAUUUUGGAUGAAUGGUGUGUCAGAUGAGGAACAGCCUUUGGUGUUUGUUCCUGGAUUAGAAGGAGAGGGGAAGACCCCUUUUAGUUUGAGAUCAGGCAGCAGCACCAGCACAUCCAGUAAAAGAGGUACCAACAUGCGAGCCAGGCGUAGCUCUGAUUGCAAGAACGAGACCACACUAAGGAAAGUUGUCAAGAAACAGGGCUCCUCACAAAGUGAGCGCUCUGGGGUUUAUACCAAGGAAAAAGGGUCCAUCCAUCCCAGUGCUACUGUAGCUACAGAGCCCACCAUUUCUCCAGCUUUGGGUACUUUUAUCUCCUCAACACAGGUAAUCUCUGAGACCAGCAGAGCUAAGAGCCAGGUCUGUUUGAAAGACCUCUGUCCUGAAGAUAAGCGCCGGAUUGCAAACCUCAUCGAAGAACUAGCCAGAGUGAGCGAGGAGAAAGAAGAGUCAGUGCAGCGUCUGAAAGAUGAACAGGAAAAUUUUGAGGCCAAGAUCCAGAAGUUGGAACAACAGAACGUGAUCAUAGUUCAGGAAAGGGAGAGCCUGCAGCAGCAGUAUAGAGAGUGCCAGGAGCUGCUUGGUCUCUACCAACAAUACCUUUCUCAGCAACAGGCGAAACUUAACCAAUCCAUUGCCCAACUCAGCGAGGCACCAGCCCAUAGCGAGGUGCUCCGCGAGGAAGCUCCCAACAGAACAUCUACCAGCAAAGUUAAUGGCUCUCUCUUUGAUGGCUCAUACCUCAGCCUUGCGGCUACCCCAGCACAACAGCCUCAAGUGCACAGAAGUGGUGGUGGAGGAAGAGCAAUACAUACCCAUAGCAACCAUGCCUCUCUUUCCUGUGUUAGUGAGUUCAGUCCAACUAAUGGGACGAUCAAACAGCAUAGGAUUCAGAAAAGGGAGUGCAGGGAGCCACACUCAAAGUCCCACCACAGAUGUGAACACUACCAAGGCAGUGGUCGAGACAGUGACUCUUGUCUAGAGAAUGGCCACCAUGACAACUUUAGCCAGCAUGAGUGUAAAAGACUCCACAGUGGGGGUGCCAUUGGCUCAGAGGCCAAGGAAGCUCUGACCAGGCCUCUGUUGGGCCACGAGGACUGGGAGGAGAAGAGGCACCAGCUGCUGCUGCAGAAGAUGCAGUUGGAGAUGGAGAGAGAGAGGCUGCAGGCACGGCUGGCUGAGCAGGAGGAGAGGCUCAAUAGACAGAAUCAGCAGCUACGUCAGUCGCGUCUCGAUUACAGCAGGUUUCAACAAGCUACUCAAUCUGAUCUCAGCAGCUCAAACACUAGAAAAGGAGAUCCACAGCCGGAGGGUCCCUCCCACCAAGAUUUACCCCCUAGUGUGUGUGAAGAUGCAAAGGUACAUCCUGCAGGACAGAGCAUGAAUGGAAAACACUCCCAAACUGUACCCGCUCUUCUGGACAAUGGCAAUGAGGCCUUAGAGAGGUCUAGAAAGGACAUGGCCACAUCUCCUGUUAAGUCCCCUGCAAGCCUGAGUAAGCCCACCUCAGUGGCUGUGAUCCAAAAGUCCCCUGAGGCCAGGGAAGCCUGAGUGAGGCAGGCUACUCCUGUCUUGUGGGGGACAUUGUGAAGAUUAUUUGUGGGCUGUCGGUAGGCUUGCCUCAGUAGACGGUGUUUCUGGUGUUCGAUGGUCGGGCAUGCAUCGAUAUGCCCACCACCCCCACCGUUGUUUUGUUUUUAUAGAAAUAAAACCAAUUUAGUACAUUUUUGUGUAUCCGUGCCCCAUCGAUAUUUCGAAAUCGAAAUUUCCUCACCGUGGCAUCCCUAGCUGUCAGGGUGCAGUAUUUUAUUUGUUUUUGCUGACCUCUCUUAAGGCAAUUGAUGGGUUUUCCUCUAGUUGUGAAGAAAUAUUAACAAUAAUGAAAAGCAUAAAUAUAAAAUUUGAAUCUAGAAGCUUUUUUCCUGGGCAUGCAAUUGCUGUAGUGUUGGAGGCUAAAUUAUGU
Perca flavescens (yellow perch) is the source of this 2081-nucleotide messenger RNA. RefSeq names its product KIAA1328 ortholog. The transcript has 12 exons. NCBI's taxonomy places the organism in Eukaryota, Metazoa, Chordata, Actinopteri, Perciformes, Percidae. Bases 83 to 1669 code for a protein of 528 amino acids. The record is from RefSeq and is a predicted model, not a curated record.